GGGUUUACUCUCUCCCGUUCGACUCGACUUCAGAGAGGACCGUCCUUACCGCCCGCGCGACGAAACGAGCUCCCGCUUUUUAUCGAUGGGAGGAGUUGUUGUUGCUCUGUUUUUGGCCACCGAAACUAACAGCUCAACUGAAACAAGAAAACACACAAAACACAACAAAGAAAUAAAAUCAAGUCACAAACAUGUCUUCGCUAAGAAGUAAAUCCGCGCAGGACAUUAGCGACCUGCUGGAUGAAUACGGGAUAAAGCACGGGCCUGUGGUCGACUCCACCAGAAGUCUGUAUGAGAAGAAGCUAAAAGAGGCCAUGGCCAAAGGGAAGAAAGGGAAACCAUCACCUGACAAAACCUACUACAGAGAAGAGGAGGAGGAAGUCACCUAUGAAUACAGGACACCUGUCAGGAGUGACGGUGCAGGAGACAGUGGGUCUUACAUGAGGUCAAGACCAGAGUGGAGUGAGAGAGAAUUUGAACACGAGACAUCCUACUCCAGCUACUUAAGGUCAAAGCCUGAAUACAGAGGAAAGGAUUUCGUUGAUGAGCCCGCCAUGUACGACACGCCGUCCACUUACAGAAACUCCUAUUUGAACUCGACGCCCAUGAAAUCUCAAGAUGCUCCAAAGGCACCAAAGUCGUCUCGCCUCAUCCCAUUGUGGGUUCAGUUUGCGUUCUUCCUGGCUGUGGCAGUCUUCCUCUACUUAGUUUUUUCCAGUAUGGAGACAAAUGAAUCCCUCAAAGGAAUAGAAUGAUUUUCUCUGAUUUUAAUUCAUGCUCAGUUUUAAAAGGAUAUUAUACUUUAUUGUGCAUUUUCAUUGAAUGAAUGUGUUUUGGUUAAUGCCUUUAUUUUAGACAUUGCUGAUUUGGGCUUUAUGCAAUAUUUCUUUGCUUUAUAAUUGCAGUUUAUUUGCUUUCUUUUGUUUAUAGGUUAAACUGUCACCCAGCUUCACUGCUAGAAUAGAUGCCAUUUUAAAGGGUUAUAUCACUCAAAAUUACACAGAAUCCUUCUUCCUAUUACCUGGUUUCAUUGUGAUCUGUUGAAAGUUUUGGAGAUCAUCAUCAACCGCUCCUCCACAGCACAGUGCACCCACCGGUGUUUGGCUUGCACUACCGAAUAGGUCAAGAAAUUGCAUUUAAAACUCACUCCAAAUAUUAUGCUACAGUUGCAGAGUAAAUAUACACAGAUCUUGAUGUCAACAAAUUAAGGUCAGUAGAUUAUCACAAGAUGUCUCAUAUUAAGAAAGAGACAUUUUGAUGUUGACUGAGUUUUGUUUGGCACAUGAAGCAUCACAAACUGCAAACAAGAUGCCAGUCAUCUCCGUUGUACUGUGGUGAGCCUGAGCCAUUCCUAUCUACUGUAAGCCUCAGCGAUUCACAGUGAAUCAAUCUGAAUGGGAAGAUCACACUUCAUCAAAAUCAAAAAAUUGGACAGCUAAUCUCUCAUUAAACGCCAUAGACCAUUGUAUAAAUUUGAGAUUCCAUCAAGAAAACUUGUGAAAUUUCACCAGAUCUUGAGCAACUUUUGGGACAAAAUGUGUCUUUAUUUCAAACACCCGGACUCACAGUGUAUUAAUCAAUCUGCAGGUCAGUAUCCAAUGUAUUUUUUUUUCUCAGUAUUACAGUACCUGUUAAUAAGGGGGAGUCUAUGAUUCUGUGUAUAUUGUUAAUAUGAAGAUUGACCAAAAGAAUCUUGCAACCUACAAAGUUUACAUUAUCUUGGGGUACAACAAUAGUACAACUUCCUUUUGUUAGUUAUUAGAAAUAACUAAUACAGCACAGCUGGGACAGUUUUCAGACCAGCUGUAAUACGUAAAGUGCCUCAGUGGUUUUGUAAAAUUAUUGGGAUGUAAUUAUUGAUGUUUUCAUUGUUAAGUAGUUGGGGAAAUGUUUGGUUACACUUGACUGUAAGGUAUCUACAUAAGAGUGACAUGACACUGUCAUGAACGUGUCACAAACAAGUCAAACGUUUAUGACAUAGCGCUUCUUUUACUAGGUGUCAUUCAGUUUUUGUAAUGACAACAGUCAUGACAACUUAUGGUUAGAGUUCAUGUGUUCAUGACAGUGUCAUGUCACUCUUAUGUAGAUACCUUCAAGUAAAGUGGUACCAAAUGUUUAAGUUCAUGUGAAAAUAUGAAAUUGAACAGUUUAUGAGCUGUAAUGAGGUUUGUUCUUUUUUCGGUAGAGAUGUCACACAUUUGUACUACAUAAUCCAACCUUUACAUCCUGUAGAAGUUUGAUGUGAUGUUUUUUGUAUUGCUGUUAUAUAACUCAAAAAUAUUAAAGAGUUGGUAUAUGUAAACAUUUUAAGCGCCACAUAACUCAAGAGCAACAAUACAUUUUAAACAUCUAAAUAAUUGGUUAUUAAAAUAAAUGAAUUAUUAUAUGCA
Perca fluviatilis (European perch) is the source of this 2390-nucleotide messenger RNA. RefSeq names its product lamina-associated polypeptide 2, isoforms beta/gamma-like. The coding region runs from base 192 to 755 and encodes 187 amino acids. The transcript is spliced from 7 exons. Lineage: Eukaryota; Metazoa; Chordata; Actinopteri; Perciformes; Percidae. The record is from RefSeq and is a predicted model, not a curated record.